Molecule: messenger RNA, 780 nt
Organism: Miscanthus lutarioriparius
Lineage: Eukaryota; Viridiplantae; Streptophyta; Magnoliopsida; Poales; Poaceae
Source: the annotation of a GenBank genome assembly
AUGACGGGCACCACCGAUCCCGACGGGGACGAGGACCGCCGCCACCGUCACCAUCACGACAAAGACGACAGCUGUAGCCACCGCUACCGCGAUGGCGGGGACAACGACCGCCGCCGCGGGAACCGACGGUCCGUUUCCCCGUCCGAGUCCCCGCCACCCUCGUCGAAGCGGGACCGCUCGUCUAGCCGCCCACGGGAGUCCGUCGAGUGCCGCGACUCCACCGACCGCGAGCCACGGUUGUCGUCGCAGAAGCGGAAGGGCCACAAGGGUGGUGGCGACGGGGACGAGCCCGACCGCGAAGGGGGAAAGCGGGUCAGGGCAUCCGUAGAUCCGCCUCCGCCCAAGGAGGAGAGGCCUAGGCGGGAGCGCCGGAGGUUUGAGGAUGUCGAUGCGAUUGGGAAGAAUGGUGAUGUGAGUAAGCUGGGUAGGGAAAUCUCAUCUCAUGAGCAGAAGAAGAGGGAGCUAUCAAUUAGCGGGGACGAGCCCGGCCGCGAAGGGGGAAAGCGGGUCAGUGCAUCCGUAGAUCCGCCUCUGCCCAAGGUGGAGAGGCCUAGGCGGGAGCGACGGAGGUUUGGGGAUGUCGAUGCGAUUGGGAAGAAUGGUGAUGUGAGUAAGCUGGGUAAGGAAAUCUCAUCUCAUGAGCAGAAGAAGAGGGAGCUAUCAAUUAACGGGGAUUCACAGAAUGGCGAUGCGCGUAAUAAAAUGUUGAAGAGCUUAAAGUCUUUCUACAGAAUCUGCGUUUUAAGGUUCAUUUCUGCUCAAGAAGUUUAUGCCAUCUAA